Messenger RNA from Hyla sarda, 4167 nucleotides. Its product is annotated as KAT8 regulatory NSL complex subunit 1-like. The transcript has 15 exons. Gene Ontology annotation, cellular component: NSL complex. Bases 484 to 3201 code for a protein of 905 amino acids. Gene Ontology annotation, molecular function: histone acetyltransferase binding. The record is from RefSeq and is a predicted model, not a curated record. Lineage: Eukaryota; Metazoa; Chordata; Amphibia; Anura; Hylidae.
UCGCAGUCUUCCUCUCCGUCCGUCUCUCUGACGGCGCCAUUUUGCCCCUCUCCUCCCCAGGAUCCGGCGCUAGAUUAGGGGGGGUGACUGCAGCCCCCCGUACCCGUUUUCCUGUCGGGAGCCUCUCCGGUUCUCUCCUCCCCUCCCCCCGGGGCUCGGUGCCGAGUGUUCCAGGAACUCUUGCCUAGGAGCACAUUACAUUUUUUAUCCACCCCCCGACCUUCCCUAUUGCCCCCCUGUGGGGGGGGGGGGGGGGGGGGGGAGUGAAGAAUUCUGUUGGCCAGCAGGACUGCUGAGUGCAGGAGGGGCCCCUGGAGCCCGGAGAGGGCCCCCACCUCCCCUGGCCGGACUGGCGGACACCCACACUUCCCUCUCAGCCGCAUCCUGUGUACCCCUCAUUGGAGUUGCCUGGGGGCAGUGUGGCCAACGUCAGCCCCCCCUCUGGGGAAACAUCCCCCUCCCCUGCCCUAUUCCUUGUGCUGAAUGGCUGCGAUGGCACCUGCUCUCACUGACCCUGCCCCUGACGCCCGCAACCUGCACUUCAAGCUGGCGCCCCCAUCUUCCUCCCUCCCCAUUGGUGAGACCAACGGUGGCUGUCUUCCUCCACCUGCCCCGCCAGACCUGGUAACAAAUUACAGUGGAACACCAGGAAAAUUGGCUGGGGUUUUCACUCCACGGUCUAUCUUGUCUCAGUCACUGUGUCGGGGGCGUUCCUCCAUUUUGGAACUCAACCUGGAGGAGCUGAGAGGCAUUGCCAAUUCUGGAAGAGGGGGCCAAGGAGGACCUUUAAACGGACUGGCCAAAAGACCUGCAAAGCCAGCCGUGGACAAGCCCCCAAGCCUUGCCCUUCCUACAUUGGAUCCUUGGGUAAAGGCCCCAGUUGUUCCUCCAGGAUCGCCUGCUGCGGAACAUGAACAGAAUGGUUCUCGUGUUGAGCAUGGUUCUGAUACCCGCUUGAAAGCCUUGUUACGGCGUCAUGGAGAGAUGGAAAAGAGGGCACGAUCCAUUCAGAAGAGACUUCAGUUAGUCCAAGCAAAGCAGGUUGAACGUCAUCUCCAUCAACAGCUGGGUGGUCUGGUGGGGGCGGCCUUUGGUCGGGGUCCAGACACACCUCGCAGUCGUCUGACUGUAGUGACGCGUAAAGCGGAUGCCCAACGUCGAGGAGAAGCGGGAAGUGGCAGUGUAGAUGCUUUUUUGAAGGGAACAGCUGGUGAACUAGAGAGACUGAGCUCCUCAGGGUCUGCUACUCUACAGGCAUGUGAGCGAGGAUUUGACUCUGAUGCCACCGAAAGUAGCUCAGGAGGGGACUCUGAUGUGGAAGAGGAUGAACUGAGACAAGUGGACACCCCGCAGAGCCACAUCCCUCUAAAGAGACGCUGUGAGUGGGUUUGGGCUCAGGAGCGAGCAGAUGUAGUAAGUCGGUGGAACUGGCUGCAGGCUCACGUGUCUGACCUGGAGUACCGGAUCCGGCAGCACACAGACUUCUACAGACAGCUGCGAGCAGGGAAGGGCCAGGUUGUCCUUGGAGAUGCCAGUCCAGCAGAAAAUAAUGCAGGGGACUCUGUACAAACCUCUCCCAAAGAUGCAAGAAAGGCAGCCUCUGCACCCCCUUCCCCAGAACCUGAAAAAAAGGCUAAUCCAGAAGCUACAGAGGCUAAAAUCUUGCCGAAACCCAUCAAUGGAGUGGUUACUAUGCUCCCAUCACGCUCGGAGUUGGAGGAGCAGACCCAGAGUAAGCCCACGGCCACCAUGGUGGAUAACAGCUGUGUUUGUGCAAGAACGAGACCAGUCCUCCACUGUAAGAGAAGGAGGGUAGUGAGACCAGACAGGCUUCUACCACUCCACAGGAAGGUUCAGCGCAGUGUUCCGCGGUCUUGUGAGGUCUCCUCAUCGUGCGUAAUGUGUGUCACUUACCCGGGGGCUUCAAGCCAGUUUCCGUACAAUGAUCCACUCUCUGAACGUCUGACCCUUUUGGAUCCAGCUAUUCAUCCUGUGCUCUCCUUUCCUGCUGAUGUCCCGGUUGGUCUACGACUUCACUCCCUACUUCGUUCACACAACAAGAUGGAGAGGCUAAAAUCCAGCAAAAAGUUAAAACAGCGCCCCCAAAAUCAAGUCCUCUCCACCCCUCAGGGUGCUCGUACAGACAGAACGACUGGGAUUUUCCAUCCUCACAGACUGACUGUCCAUAGGCCUUCCCCAGAGACCCUCCUGAAACAGCACUUGGAACCCUUACAACGCACCUUAAAGUGUGAGCGUAUGUCAACCCUAAAGUCAGAGCGCACGCUCUCCCUUCCCAUACCCCUCAACAAAAAGAGGCAUUAUAGUCCCCUGGAGAGGGAUGCAGGAAGACACGAGACAGAGAGUGGUAGAUCCAGUCCUGCUUUAGAAAACUUUCCCAACCUGUCUCAUAUGCCUUUAUCUCGGCAACUAUCAUCUUCAUCUGAAGGGACGACUUCUGCAACACUCAGCGCUGCCGCCGCCGCCGCUGCUGCGGCUGCCAGAAGGCGACGGGUGGAGACAUCUUAUGACAUUGACAACAUUGUGAUCCCCAUGUCUGUGGCGGCCACCACCAGAGUGGAAAGACUUCAAUACAAAGAGAUUCUCACUCCCAGCUGGCGGGUAGUGAAGAUCAGUCCACUGACAAGUACAGAAGAAGAUUUAGAAGGGUUGGAAGAUCUGACUGAUGCAGCAUACUCUGCGCUGCAUGCCAAGUGUGAGGAGAUGGAGCGGGCACGAUGGGUCAGCAGCAGCAUCCCACCACAGCGUCGAGGAAGCAGGACUCAUAGAACAUCGGAAAGCUCCAUGACUCAGUCUUCACAGCCUCUCACACCGCAGCCUCCCUCCCCUGACACAAGCAGCUGGCAGGCCAUGCCUGACUUUUCUCCACUCAGCCCCGAUGUCCUAUCUGCCCCUCCGACACCCACUUCAAGAGACACCCCACGUCUUAUCUCAGAGGAGACACAGAGUUCAGUGUCAGACUCAGGGUUCGAGGAGACGACCAUACAGCCGUGGGAGAGACGACAUUUCCCCCUUCCUUAUCAACCCAAACAGGAUCUUGCGGGAACCAGCGAACCAACAGACUGGGGAGGGCCUCGCCCUCCACGUAGAUCUUCCUGCAGCUCCAGAACUGCCAAAGAUACAGAGGGACCCCCAUCCUCCCCACCCUGCUCCUCGACCAGACCCCGACCCCUCCACAGAUAGAGUGGUGGGCUGUUCUAAAAGAGUUAAAUGGUGGGGGCAGGGGGAAGAAAAAAAAGAAGAAAAACUAUAUAUAAAUAUAUAAACCCAACAAGACAAUUUGGUUAAAGAGGAAUCCGUUGUUUGAUAUUCAAACUUUAUCCCAGGAGCAGAAUGCCAAUUUCACAGUUUUUAGUGAAUUUAAGAACUUUAGAUACCCGUUCAUUCUUGUUUUCCAUUGUGUUUUUCUUUUUCCUUGCUUUUGUUCCCAGUUUUCUUUUCAUCGAGCUAUGUUCUAAUUGUGACACUGUACGUAACCCGCUGCUGUAACACUCUGUGCACAAAGCAAGUAACAAAGUUGUAGUCACUAGAGUCUGUGGCACUCCUUAUGUCCCAAUGUGGUCCUGCUGGUUAGCCGGAGGUUUCGGAGUGAGAGGUGGGAAGAGAUGCAGGUUAAAUGGAUUUUGAACUCUCUUACCAAUCAGACCUUGGCAAUACUGUCCGUCUUCAUGGAGACCAACCCUUUAACCUGUCAUGUUCUUAGUUGCUUCUUCUGUGCGUUUCUUACGUUGUAGCACUUACCACUGUUGAAGGACGAAUCAGACAUUUCAGAUUUAAAUCAUUGUAUUUACUAGUCAGUCCGACGUAAUCCUCAUAGAUAAUGGUGCAAGAACCUUGUUUUUUUUUAUUUUUUCGUUUCUUUAUUUUUUUUUAUAUUUUUUUGUAAAUUAACCUGAUUUGCAUAUGUCCACAUUCUGUGAUGACCAAGACACAUCAUGUCCUCUCAUCAUUUAAGAAAACCCUCCAUAUAAUAGAUGUUUACCUAUGGGAUUCGAUUCUGCCCCUGUUCGCCAUAGUUUAACACCCUUGUGUAUAAUCCUUGUCUGCAGUGUGAUGUCAGCAGACAUAACAUUGCGAUUUCAUCAUCUUUCUUUGUCCCUUGAUGUCGUAUGGUUAGAGCAGUGUUUCCCAACCAGCGUGCCUCCAGCU